This is a messenger RNA of Nylanderia fulva, 1178 nucleotides long. Its product is annotated as THUMP domain-containing protein 1. Gene Ontology annotation, biological process: tRNA modification. The record is from RefSeq and is a predicted model, not a curated record. Gene Ontology annotation, molecular function: RNA binding. NCBI's taxonomy places the organism in Eukaryota, Metazoa, Arthropoda, Insecta, Hymenoptera, Formicidae.
GUUUACUUUACAGUAUACAAUACAAAUAUUCCGCCAUCUGUCAUUACGCAGAGAGAGAAAGAGUGAGAGAAAGAGAGAGAGAGAGAGAGUCACGGAAGAUAAACAAAUUCAGCGGAAUAUGGAUAAAACACAGAAGAGAAAGAAGUAUGUUGUUGGUCAACAUAAUAAUUAUAAAAAACGUAAACAAUUAAUAUUAGAACCUGGUAUGACGGGAUUUUUGUGUACAUGCAACUUUCACGAAGGCUGCGUUACUGACGCCUACAAAUUACUUAACCUAUUUGCAGAUGAGAAAUUGGACGCAAAUAAGGAAUCUGAGAUAUCAAGUACUACAAAUACACUUGUUAAGAAAGAGACUAAUGAAUCUUCAGAAAAUACCGAUGAAAAUGAAGAUAUAUCCACUGCUCUGGAGAAAGAGAUCAAUGAACUUAGAACAGAGCAUGAAAUGCCCUUAUCUUCUCGAAAAUUUCAAGCAGUAGACACAGGUGCUAAAAAUUUGAUUUUUAUAGCAAGUACCUUACCAAAUCCAUUAGAACUAGUCACUAAAAUUCUUACUAAGUUGGAUGCAACCAAGGAACAGUGUACUAGAUACUUAUUAAGAUUACUUCCAAUAGAACUUAUAUGCAAAGCAUAUAUGGAUGACAUAAGAACGAAAGCGAAUACUUUACUUAAAAAGUAUUUUACUCAAGAACCUAAAACAUUCAGCAUUGUAGUUAACCGUCGCAAUAAUAACAGCAUUAAUAAAUAUGAGAUUAUCAAAGAUUUGGCAGGUAUUAUAACAAAGAAUCGAGCUCAUAAAGCAGACUUGACAAAUCCAGAGAUAGCCGUGGUUGUUGAAGUUGUACGUGGAGUCUGUUUGUUUUCUAUUGCUCCAAAUUAUUACAAGUUUAAGAAAUAUAAUCUUUUUGAAAUAUGUAAUAGUACAAAAAAUAAGGUAAUUUCCAAUAAAGAAGCAGCAGAGUCAAUAGAUGUAAAAACAGAAUCAAUAGAUGUAAAAACAGAAUCAAUAGAUACAAAAAGUGAAAAGGAUUUAGAUACAGUUACAUCAAGUGCACAAGAAGCAGAGGAAUCUGAUGACAAAAACUUGGAUACAGAAAUUGGAGAAAAAGAACAAAUUAAACUCGAGACUUAAAAAUUAUCAAUACUUAUAAACUUGUGAUAUAUGUAUAAAAUAUAUAAUA